UUUUCUCUUUCUCUCAAUCUCAUCUUCCCUACCCUCCAUUGUUCAAAAACCCCGUCUUUUCUCCGCAAUUUCUUUUAGAAAAAAAAGAAAUACUACAUACUUUUCUUGACGCCCAAAUACCAUCUUCAUUUCCAUAUAUGGAAGGUGGUGAACUGAGUGAAGGCACUCCAGAAGAAUUAGGUGAAAACAGAUUAAAUUACUCUAGCUAUGGCUUUAUAUUUUCUGUUGGAAUUCUUAUAAUCCUCAUAGUCAUUACCUAUGCUUCUUAUUUGUACAUUCGAAUGCGAUCUCGCAACAAUUCUGCCAUAACAACAACAACAAUAACGACAGUUGAAAAUGGAAUGAUUUUUAUUCAACAAGGUCUUGAUGAAAAUACUAUACGGACCUAUCCAAAGUUAUUAUAUGCACAAGUUAAGGCUCACAAAGUAGGGGAUACUGUAUCUUCUUCUGGCUGUUCUAUUUGUUUGGCUGAUUAUAAAGAUAAAGAUAUGCUUAGGCUAUUGCCUAAUUGUGGCCAUCUUUUUCAUCUCAUUUGUAUUGACCCUUGGCUUAGGCUUCAUCCCACUUGUCCUAUUUGUAGAAAUUCUCCACUUCCUUCUCCUUUGGUUGAGGUAGUUCCUCUUUGAUUGGUUAUAUGCAACGCGCAAUGAAUACUGCAUACCAAAUAGUUAUACAAAAAAAGAAAGUGGUUCUCUUGCAACAAGGAAAAUUGAGUCCAUUAAUUACUCCUCAGUCCUCAUCAACAAAUUCAAGAAGGUAGAUGGUUUCUUUUCCUUUUCAGUUCUUUUUACUUUUAUUUUUAUUGCGUUUUUGAAUUCACCUUCCACCAAUACAAUUAUUGGGAUAACUCUGUAUACAUCAAAACUUAAACUGAUGAAAAGAAGUCAAGACAUAAACAUAGUGUAAUUUUUCUUUUUGA
Molecule: messenger RNA, 919 nt
Organism: Nicotiana tabacum (common tobacco)
Lineage: Eukaryota; Viridiplantae; Streptophyta; Magnoliopsida; Solanales; Solanaceae
Source: RefSeq, a predicted model, not a curated record